GACGAGUCUGACUAACUAUAAUACCCACGCAUUGUCAAAGUGGUUGGCUUUUUUGCUGUUUGCUUUCUGCCUCCCUCUUUCUAAAUUUUCGUCUCCACUUGGCUGCUUGUGUUGUACACAUCUAAAGCGGUUGUUGUAUUAAAUGCCAGUCUUCUGCAAAGACUCUACUGGACCGAAACGUCAGGCUUUUAAGUAUGUUCAGGGGGUUAGUGCUGCGGAGAUGUUUUGUUAGCUACGGAAAUUAAAACCGUUUGUCUAGUUUGAGGAGCUAUAUUCUUUUGGAUAAUACUUAACCUGAGGAUACCAGAUGUGUUGGAAGGCGGUUCACUCACUGGCGGUUGGUACAGUGAGAAAGUCGCGCCACUCCACGUUGCUGAAAUUGUUAUUCACACUCGUUGUUGUCAUUUCCACGAUCGUGUACGUUACAGUUUGGUCAAACUUUGCCCUCAACCUAAACACAGUAGUUGUGGAGAUACCAUUCGGCCGCGAUGAUGUAUCAAACAGAUCGAACGUAAGCGCGAUAGUCCUCACCACCACAAAUGCAGGUUUUCUCGACUUAACAGAAAACAUGUUGGAGAGUAUAAGGCGAACGGGUUCACGUCCAAACAUAACCGUAAUCGCCGAAGACGAAAAGUCAUUUCAGACUUUAUCAAUGCGAGCCAAAACCCAACCUGGUCUUCGCGUGCAGAAGACCAACUCUGGAGUCACGACUUCGGACAAACUUAUGGUUAAUACUGCCAUCUACAACAGACUGGUGAAUAAGCGCCCUUCUUAUCUUCUCUCAUUACUAGAGAAAGGAAACCACGUUCUAUUUGUUGAUGUGGACACAUACUGGUUCCACGACCCGCUGAAAAACCUUAAAUGGGACUUCGAUUUUGCGCUUCACAACGAGUUCACUCCACCAACUUAUGGUUUCUGCGAUGGAUUUGUCUUCUACCGGCCAACGGAAAACACCAUACGAUUCGUUAAGGAAUGGGUUUACUUAUUGGCGACCACAGACAAGGAAACACCCGACCAGACAGUUAUGAAUCGCUUGAUACUUAGUAAGAAGUUCCCCUUAAAGAUUGGUGUCCUCCUUGCGAGCCAGUUUCCGGACGGAUUCAAGUACUUCAAGACAAAAGGAUGGAGGAAUAAGAAUAACAAUACGAUUGCAGUCCAUCUUAGCUAUCUCUACGGACACCAGGAGAAGUUAGAGCAUCUUAAGAACCAAAGUUUGUGGUUAUUGUGAUGACUCUAUGCAAUGUUCAUUUAUUUUAUUUUAUUUUAUUUUUAUAUUUGUUUGGGGGAGUGUUGUUUGUUUGUUUGUUGUUUUCUUGUUUGUUUGUUUUUUAAUUUCCAUUCAUAAAACAGAUAAUUUUAAUUCAUGAUAGACAAGGAAGUACAAGUUACAGUAUACAUGUCGUAUCAUUUUUAAUAAGAAAACAUUAUAAGACAUCGGUAUGAAUGGGGGUGAGCUAGAGAAGGAUACGGCCUUCUGUAGAGGAGCACCCAAGACUGUUGUCAUUACAAACAAAGGAUAGCAGUUAAGAAAAAACAAAAUAUUUCAGUUCAAUUCAAUUAAUCUUUACUAUAUCAAAAAAGGGUAAUU
Molecule: messenger RNA, 1588 nt
Organism: Asterias rubens (European starfish)
Lineage: Eukaryota; Metazoa; Echinodermata; Asteroidea; Forcipulatida; Asteriidae
Product: UDP-D-xylose:L-fucose alpha-1,3-D-xylosyltransferase 3-like
Exons: 3
Coding region: 308-1228 (306 amino acids)
Cellular component (GO): Golgi apparatus
Molecular function (GO): glycosyltransferase activity
Source: RefSeq, a predicted model, not a curated record